Molecule: messenger RNA, 1602 nt
Organism: Branchiostoma floridae (Florida lancelet)
Lineage: Eukaryota; Metazoa; Chordata; Leptocardii; Amphioxiformes; Branchiostomatidae
Product: microfibrillar-associated protein 1-like
Exons: 10
Coding region: 83-1456 (457 amino acids)
Biological process (GO): mRNA splicing, via spliceosome
Cellular component (GO): U2-type spliceosomal complex
Molecular function (GO): RNA binding
Source: RefSeq, a predicted model, not a curated record
CGACCGCGACGAAAACUCUUGAGGAGAGGCCGGGUUUUUCUGUCGUUGGUUUGUUGAUUUCCGAAGCGGAGAGAAGCCGACCAUGUCCGCCAUGGAGAGGGGACCAGGACCGGGGUCCAUGGAGAGGAACAGUUUUCUCAUCCAGUCCACUGCUGGAGCUGUACCUGUACGAAAUGAGAAAGGUGAAAUUACGAUGGAGAAGGUGAAAGUGAAAAGAUAUGUGUCUGGAAAAAGACCCGACUAUGCUCCACAGUCCAGUGAUGAAGAGGAAGAAGAUGAUGACUUCCGUCUGAAGCGCCAACCUGAGGUCGUCAUCCAGCCAUCAGCCUCCACCGCUGCGGACAUGGCUGAGGUUGACGACCCUCGUCUCCGACGUCUUCUCAAAGCUCGCGCUGCAGAAGACGAGAGCAGUGAUGAAGAGUUGGAUAGGGUGGCUCGUCACCGGAGAGUCCUUGAGCCAGAGGUCCUGGAGGAGGCGGAUGAAGAUGACGAACCAGAGCGGAUGGCGCGGGAAGAGGAGAGCAGCGGAGAGGAGGACCUGGACGAGGAGGAAAUCGAACGCCGGCGUAUGCUAAUGAGAUUGAGGGCGCGGGAACGGGCACAGGCUGAGGAAGAAGUGAUGGAGCUUGUAGAAGAAGCAAAAGAAGAGGAAGAGGAGGAAUCAGAAGAAGAGUCAUCAGAAUACGAGGAGUACUCAGAUAGUGAGGAUGAAGCUGGGCCCAGACUCAAACCUGUCUUUGUCAGAAAGAAGGAAAGAGUGACCAUACAGGAGAGAGAACAGCAGGCCCAGAAGUUGAGAGAACUUGAAGAGGAAGCUAAGAAGAUGGCAGAACUAAGACGAAAGGGGACUCUUAAGAUUGUUGAAGAUAUAGCGCGCAAAGAAUACGAAAAACCCAACAUGAUGGAAGAAGACCAGUUUGGUGACAUUGACACUGAUGACGAUAAUGAUGAAGAAGAGUACGAGGCCUGGAAAGUGCGCGAACUCAAGAGGAUCAAACGGGAUCGGGAAGAAAGGGAAAAUCUGGAGAAGGAGAAGAUGGAAGUAGAACGCAUGCACAACAUGACGGAGGAAGAAAGACGAGCAGAGCUCCGCAGCAACCCCAAACAAGUCACCAACAAGGCACCCAAGGGCAAGUACAAGUUCCUGCAGAAGUACUACCACAGGGGAGCUUUCUUCAUGGACAGAGACAGCGAUGUGUACAAGCGUGAUUUCGCCCAGCCAACCCUGGAGGACCACUUUGACAAGACCAUCCUACCCAAAGUCAUGCAGGUCAAGAACUUUGGACGGUCCGGUCGUACAAAGUAUACUCACUUGGUUGACCAGGACACUACGCAGUUUGACUCUGCAUGGGCGCAAGAUUCCGCCCAGAACACCAAGUUCUUUGGCAACAAGGCGGGCGGCAUGAAACAGAACUUCGAGAGACCAUCAGCAAAAAAGCGAAAAGCAAAGGAGUAGUCAUGGGUUAGACGUGAGGUUUGAUAUGUGAUUCAAUGUGGAUAACCAAUUGGCCUUCACUAUGUCACAUAAUACUUAAGAGAAGGGACUUUGAGAUACAAAAUCUCUGAAAAGUAUUCUUGUAUUUCAACUCUGACUUACUUGUC